Cyphellophora attinorum is the source of this 1146-nucleotide messenger RNA. RefSeq names its product NAD-dependent protein deacetylase SIR4. The transcript has a single exon. Bases 1 to 1146 code for a protein of 381 amino acids. Gene Ontology annotation, molecular function: NAD+ binding. The record is from RefSeq and is a predicted model, not a curated record. NCBI's taxonomy places the organism in Eukaryota, Fungi, Ascomycota, Eurotiomycetes, Chaetothyriales, Cyphellophoraceae.
AUGUCCAAGUCGCUUAUGCGCAUACCCUUCACAGGACCCCUACCGCCACCUAUACUGAUACCCAGCGGCACAUCGACUCUUGACGGAGCCAGAACUGCGCUUACGAAUUUCCUUCUACCUCCAGGACAUAAUGGAGUGCCAAAGACAGUCCUCUUGACAGGCGCAGGGAUAUCAGUGGCAUCAGGCCUUGCAGACUACCGAGGCAAAGAUGGCACAUACACUUCCAAUCCGAAGUAUCGGCCAGUAUACUACCACGAGUUCCUGGCUUCGCAUCAGUGGCGGAAGAGAUACUGGGCGCGGUCCUUCCUAGGCUACCCAUCACUGCUCAGCUCGAAGCCCAAUUCGUCCCACCGAGCAGUCGCUUCGUUGGACUCUCUGGGCAUACUGUCCUCCUGUAUCACGCAAAACGUCGACAGCUUCCACCCCCGGUCGCACCCUGACCUGCCCACGAUUGAGUUGCAUGGAUACCUUCGCUCUUUGCUGUGCCUGUCAUGCGGCACAUUACAUCCGCGAGGCGCUUUCCAGGAAGAUUUAGCAGCCCUGAAUCCGGCCUGGAAGAGCUUCUUGGCCUCUCUGCUCGAGACCGGCGCUUUGUCGACUGAAGACCCCAAACGACGCGAGAAACUGGGAUAUCGCACGAAUCCCGACGGUGAUGCCGAUGUUCCAGACGCGCCGUACACGACAUUCCGCUAUCCGCCAUGCCCGAAGUGUCUCAAGUCGCCUCCAACACUCAAGGACGGCAUGCAGGGCAAGAUCUAUACUGAUGACGACGGCGCUUGGAACGAGAAGUCCAACGCAGGCAUCCUAAAGCCGAACGUCAUCAUGUUCGGCGAGAGCAUACCAGCGCAGAUCAAGGCAGCUGCGGAAGACGCGAUCAACAGCGCAGACCGCAUGUUGAUUAUAGGCAGUUCGCUGGCGACGUACUCGGCCUGGCGUCUGGUUAAACAGGCAUUUGAUCAGUCGAUGCCGAUUGGUGUGCUGAAUAUAGGUGGGGUGCGGAAGGAGGAGGGCUUCUUCCCACCGGAAAGUCGUGAGAUUUGGGAGAAGGCGGGCAAUGAUGGGAGCUACGCAUAUCGAGCCAGUGUCAGUAGCGAGAGCGUACUGCCGGAGGUGGUUGAGAUGCUUCGUCGGCGGCUGAAUGGGUGA